Messenger RNA from Guillardia theta CCMP2712, 421 nucleotides. RefSeq lists its product as hypothetical. The transcript has 5 exons. NCBI's taxonomy places the organism in Eukaryota, Cryptophyceae, Pyrenomonadales, Geminigeraceae. Bases 21 to 395 code for a protein of 124 amino acids. The record is from RefSeq and is a predicted model, not a curated record.
CCUUCCUCAACUUCUGCGUCAUGAUUCAGAAGCUGCUCUCCUGCUUUGAGAUAUACUGGCUGCGUGGACUGCUCUAUUGGGUCUUGGCCGUCAGUCUCCUCCUGGUCGACAUUUUCAUUGACGACAGGAGGAGCCUGACGGCCUGGCUCUUCGCUCUCGCCCUGAUAGUCGUCGGCACCAUGUACGUGCUCGCUCACUGCAACGGAGAACGAGGAGGCGCGAGAGUCUCGGAUCUCAUCGAAGACAACGGAAGCAGCGGCUGGCGCUUUCCUCGGCUCUUUGGCAGAGGAGAAGGAGCAGGAGCAGGAGCAGUCACUUUGACGCAGGACGCGCUAGGAGAGGAUGUUGCGUUCCGACGAGCUGCCCUUAGAGCCGCCAUGUCAACUGCCUUGUAACUGUGAAUAGCAAACACCCUGUGCAU